Molecule: messenger RNA, 1508 nt
Organism: Lytechinus variegatus (green sea urchin)
Lineage: Eukaryota; Metazoa; Echinodermata; Echinoidea; Temnopleuroida; Toxopneustidae
Product: oligodendrocyte transcription factor 3-like
Exons: 1
Coding region: 165-1508 (447 amino acids)
Molecular function (GO): protein dimerization activity
Source: RefSeq, a predicted model, not a curated record
AGCCUCAUUUGAACUUAAAAAUCAUCAGAAUUCCAUUUAUUUUCUCUGUUGUGACUGCUAUACUAUUCAUGCUUUACUCUACAAAGAGUUACGAUAUUUAUGCCUGUAGACUUACAAGAUAGAAGGCCAGUUUUCGUCGAUUCUAAUAAUCAACUGGGAAGAAGAUGGUGAGAGAUUUGCCAUCACCUAUCUCUGAUUCGGGAGCCGAACUCAGUGACGACAGCAUGUCUGUGAACUCGAUCUCCGAUUCAUUCUACUCGAAAUCGUCCUAUUGCAAAACGUCUCCUGAUGAGGGUGCCGACGACGACGAUGGAUUACGAAUGGGGGCCGACGACCGCAAUCCGACCGGAAACCUGAGAGCGAUGACGGAAGAAAGACUGAACGAACUCCAAAGCCGAGGUUUAUCGAGUUUGAUGAUGGAUGGUAUUGGAAUGACGUCAGGGGUCGACGAGGUGGAGAUGAGGUCAAACGAAGACCAGCAAACCCUGAGGUUAAAGAUCAACAGUCGAGAGCGAAAGAGGAUGCAUGAUUUGAACAAGGCAUUGGAUGGUUUACGGGAGGUCAUGCCUUACGCCCAGGGACCCUCGGUGAGGAAACUCUCAAAGAUGUCAACUUUGCUCUUGGCAAAGAAUUAUAUCUUGAUGUUACGUAAUAAUAUGGAGGAAAUGAGGCAGCUCGUGAAUGAUGUCUAUCGGGGCCGCGGUCGAACACUGCCGUCGUUUAGCCAGCCUGGACAUCAACCACACCGGCAUGAGAUCCGCGAUGUCGCAGCUCCGCAUCUUACACGAGAUUAUCCCGAACACCAUCGCCCUGUUCAUCCCGCCAACUCCACCACGAUCCCAACUUUGUCUUCUCCACUUUCUUCUAUAAAACUCUAUCCGAAAGAUAAUGGACCUGGGAUAAGCUAUCAAACUCCAAAGCCUCCAUCUGUUAUGAUUCCUGGUAAGGAAAGUCAUAGCGAGACACCAUCAUCGGAUUCCUUCGUGAAACGGGUGUCGAUGCCGACAUUGAGCUCACUGCCUCGCAAUGAGCAUUCAUCUCCUUUCAAACGUGUUUUACCGACACAACCAUCGGUGUCUAAACUUUCACCAACAUCGUCCCACUUAAAGAAUCAUAGGAUUUCAACUAACCCAUUGAAACGUCAGUCGUAUGACUCGAGGACAUCGUCAGCGUCAUCGAUGGGACCAUUGUCGCUUUCAUCGUCUUCCAAGUCGAGUCUACCGCUGAGACCGUCAGCGUUGCUGCCGAUAAGCUUCGACCUAGCAAAUAACCAUCACCUCAAUCACCCUCGCAAUGCACCUCCUGCUCAUCAUCAUCUCCAUCUCCAACAGCAAUCUGACCGUUGUCAUCAUCAACCAGCACCUCCUCCUCGUACGUCCGACGUCGUCGUCGAUAGAGUUAAGAUAUCGGGUGUGGACAAACCGUGGAGUGCAUCGACGGGUUCGUCACCGUGCGCCUGCGUCCAAUGUGUGAAGCCGUAUAGCGGUGUAGCGCCUGUAUCACAUUGA